Camellia sinensis is the source of this 2340-nucleotide messenger RNA. NCBI's taxonomy places the organism in Eukaryota, Viridiplantae, Streptophyta, Magnoliopsida, Ericales, Theaceae. The record is from RefSeq and is a predicted model, not a curated record.
CCAAAUCUGAGAAAUAUGUCAGCUUUUGGCAGUGGGAAUACAACUACAAAUGGUGUGUCUCAAUCCGAGGAGUUGUGCCGUUGGUUUUCAUUUGUUGAGAUUCAAUCCGCGACCAACAAUUUCGAUAAUGCUUUGGUCAUUGGGAAAGGUGGAUUCGGUAAGGUGUAUAAAGGGUUCAUCGACGGUGGAGCUACCACUGUUGCCAUUAAGCGGUCGAAUGCAGAGUCCAAACAAGGGGCAGCAGAGUUUUGGACUGAGAUCAAGACGCUUUCCAAGCUCAGGCACACGCAUCUUGUGACUCUGAUUGGCUACUCUGAUGAUUGCGAGGAGAUGAUACUUGUUUACGAAUACAUGGCCAAUGGGACACUUGCCGAUCAUCUCUACCAAUAUAGUAGGGAAGGAAAUGGGAAUGCUAUUUAUCAUCUUACUUGGGAGGAGAGGCUCAAGAUUUGUAUUGGUGCUGCCCAAGGAUUGGCCUACCUUCAUACGGAUACUGAGGAAGGUGUCAUACACAGGGAUGUGAAGACCACAAACAUUCUGUUGGACGAGAAUUGGGUAGCUAAGAUCUCAGAUUUUGGAUUGUCUAAAAUGGUAAACACAAGCCAUUUGCAAACCCACGUUAGUACAGAUGUUAAGGGCACAUUCGGUUAUUUAGAUCCAGCAUAUUUCUUGACUCGUAGACUAACCAAGAAAUCAGAUGUGUAUGCCUUUGGUGUGGUUCUGUUUGAAGUGUUAUGUGCGAGGCCACCAGUGGAUACAAGUGUUGAGGAGGAGCAAAUCGGACUAGCCCUAUGGGCUCAAAAAUGCAUCAAAAACGGAAUGCUUGACGAAAUCAUUGAUCCCUUUAUAAGAGGACAAAUAUCACCAAAUUGUCUGAAGGUGUUUGCAGAAGUUGCUAACAAAUGUUUGCAUAAUCAUUCAAAAGGAAGGCCUACAAUGAGUGAAGUUGUGGAGAGCCUCAAGUAUGGCAUGGCAUCACAUGGCAAUAUCCGUAUAUCUCGACACAAGGGAAUAAUAAGCAAUCUGUUUUUGAGUACUGCAGAUGUAGUAGCUAAAGGUGUUGAUCUUGGGUGGAGAAAGUGGAAGAACAAAGGUCCUAAGAACGGCAUGUCAUGGCAGUUGUGUAGGGAUCCAUUUGCGGAUGGUGUUACCCAAUUGUACCAUCGUUUCUCUCUUGCAGAGAUUCAAGCAGCUACAAAUAAUUUUCAUGAGCUUGUGGGGAUGAGUCCCCGUGGUGACGUCAGAUUGUAUAGAGGCCAUAUCAGCAGUGGGAAUCUUGAGGUGGCAAUUAAAAGGUGGAAAGAAGGAACAUCAAGAGAGAGGAACUUGGACCAAUUUAGGGCUGAGAUCCAGGUGCACUCCCAUCUCCGUCACCUCCACAUUGUUUCUUUAAUUGGAUACUGCAUCGAUAAGCAUGAAGUGAUCCUUGUCUACGAAUAUAUGGCCCGUUGGUCUCUCUACCAUCAGCUCUAUGAAACCAACAAGUAUCCACUUAAGUGGGAAAAGCAACUUGAGAUUUGCAUUGGUGUUGCACGAGGACUGCAAUAUCCAUGCGGGUACAAGGCAAACAAUCAUUCAUGGCAAUCUGAAGCCGAGCAAUAUUCUGUUGGAUGAGAAAUGGAAUGCGAAAGUGGUAACCAGCAUUGAAUCAAGUACGGGCACCGUGGGAUAUAUCGAUCCAGAAUACCAUGCCAAUGGAAAUUUUACUAUAAAAUCCGAUGUGUAUUCAUUCGGUGUCAUUUUACUCGAACUGUUGUGUGGUAGGAAGCCAAUGAUCUAUUCAAGGGACGAGGAUCAAGUGAAUUUAGUUCGUUGGUUCAAAACUAAUAGCAAAAUGGGCACCGUUGAUCAGAUCAUCGAUCCAUAUCUAAUUGACAAAAUAGCACCAAAAUGUUUGAAAGAAUAUGUCAUGAAUGCAGAAAAUUGCGUGUGUGAUAAGGGGAUUGAGCGUCCAUCGAUGGAUGAUGUGUUGGGUAACCUCCGGUAUGCACUGCAACUGCAGGAGACUUGGCAGAAUAGUAAUGACCAGUUCAGUACAGUUGAGUCCCCUGAGGCCGUUCCUAGUUUGGAUGGCACUGUGAUUGUUGAAUUAGCAAGAGGAGGAGAUAUUGAUGUGAUGAGUUUGGGGAGUAUAGGGGAUUCAGAUUUUUUUUCAGGUAAUCUAGCACGGUAGCACAACUCUUUGGUCUUUACAAUGUGCAAACAUAAGGCCUUUCCAACUGAAACAGAAUAAUGCUGCCCCUGUUAAUGGAUUGCUCUCCCGUGUAUGAUGUCUGAAGCUAUCCACUUCCUAUGUUAAAAUAAACUUUCUAUCAUAAUGUAAUCCACAUAUUUUGUAGA